Molecule: messenger RNA, 697 nt
Organism: Scaptodrosophila lebanonensis
Lineage: Eukaryota; Metazoa; Arthropoda; Insecta; Diptera; Drosophilidae
Product: nuclear pore glycoprotein p62-like
Exons: 1
Coding region: 29-592 (187 amino acids)
Biological process (GO): RNA export from nucleus; protein import into nucleus
Cellular component (GO): nuclear pore central transport channel; nuclear pore
Molecular function (GO): structural constituent of nuclear pore; phospholipid binding
Source: RefSeq, a predicted model, not a curated record
ACGAAUACAUUUUCGAAAAAUAAUUGAAAUGGAGCACAGCGAAAAGAAUCAAUUCUCGGGAAGGACAUUCCAACAACUGGAGGCACAACUAAAUCUGUGCACCAUGGAGCUCGGCGAGAUCGAGGGAGAAUUCAUCGAGAGGGCUGCACAGAUAAGUGCAACGGAGAGGGCUCUCAACCAAAACAAUCAAAAAAUUGUCGAGCUAAACGAUGCAGUACAAAAGUUGAAGCUCGACCAAGAUAUGGUGGCGCAGGAGCUCGAAGUUAUAGACACGCAGAUGGGAAGUCUAGCAGAGACACUGGUGCCUUUAGAGAAGAAGUUUGAAGAACUACCUUGCGCUGAACUCAAUCAGACCAGCAGAUUGGCCGAAAAUUUGGAUAUGCAGCUGAAAAAUAUGUCCGGUGAUUUGCAUGAACUUGUCGGACGUCUAAAGCAGAACAAUGAGGAGCAGAGCGAUGCAGAUCCCGUCGCACAGAUUGGAAAUAUACUCAACACUCAUGUGGAGUCCUUGGAUUGGGUCAGUUCACAAACGAAUGCCAUUCAGCAGAAGCUGAAUGAGAUGGAAAAAGCCAAAAACAACCUCAAGCGUUAAUAGUUCUUAAUAGAACAGGACUUUUUGAAUCCAUUUGUUCAAUAAAUUUAAAUUAUUUAUACCAUCACACAUCCUCUUUGGCCAAUCUACGCAAAAUUUAAACGA